This is a messenger RNA of Tarenaya hassleriana, 456 nucleotides long. RefSeq lists its product as uncharacterized. The record is from RefSeq and is a predicted model, not a curated record. The transcript has 3 exons. NCBI's taxonomy places the organism in Eukaryota, Viridiplantae, Streptophyta, Magnoliopsida, Brassicales, Cleomaceae. Bases 32 to 247 code for a protein of 71 amino acids.
AGCGAGAGAGAGAGAGAGAGAGAGAGCAAAGAUGGGUGGAGGAAUGGAGACAAACAAGAACAGGUUCAUCGAGGAUUGGAGCUCGGCGAGGGAGAAUCUCGAGCACAACUUCCGCUGGACUCGUCGCAACCUUGCUCUUGUCGGAAUCUUCGGCAUCGCCCUCCCGAUCCUCGUGUACAAGGGAAUCGUCCGAGAAUUCCAUAUGCAAGACGAGGAUGCAGGCAGACCGUACAGGAAGUUCCUCUGAGUCUAGCUCGGAGGGAAUCGGCUUUGCAAUGACUCGCAGCAAACUAAAACUCGGGUUUUACUUUCGGCAGCUCAAAUCCAUCAUAGAACUCUGUUUUUGCAUUUGGUUUUUGCAUGAACGAGAACAUCUCAAAGGAUGUAAUCUUCCUUGACAUGUUUGGACAAAGGAUUACACUUUGUUUGCAAAUAAAUACCAACUCUGUUGCCCUU